Messenger RNA from Zerene cesonia (dogface butterfly), 885 nucleotides. RefSeq names its product mediator of RNA polymerase II transcription subunit 31 (gene MED31). Gene Ontology annotation, biological process: regulation of transcription by RNA polymerase II. Lineage: Eukaryota; Metazoa; Arthropoda; Insecta; Lepidoptera; Pieridae. Gene Ontology annotation, cellular component: mediator complex; core mediator complex. The coding region runs from base 141 to 563 and encodes 140 amino acids. The record is from RefSeq and is a predicted model, not a curated record. The transcript has 4 exons. Gene Ontology annotation, molecular function: transcription coregulator activity.
UUUGUGUAGUAAUUGUCUACCUCCAGUGUCACUUAUUAGGCAUGUUUGAAAUCGUCUUAUAAUGUUAUUUAAACCAAAUAUUAUAAAUAAAAAAGUCCUAUUUUUAGAAAUUAUAGUAUACGAAAUAACUAUUUGUAAAAAUGCUAGCAGCAAAAGUAAAUACUGAGACUGAAGAACAGAAUAGGAUAAGAUUCCAAGUGGAGCUCGAGUUUGUUCAAUGUUUAGCAAACCCCAAUUAUAUUCAUUUUCUAGCGCAAAGAGGAUAUUUGAAGGAGCAAACAUUUGUAAACUACCUGAAGUACCUACAAUAUUGGAGGGAGCCAGAAUAUGCAAGAUAUCUCAAAUAUCCAAUGUGCUUACAUUUCCUAGAACUCCUACAGCAUGAAGCUUUUAGACGGGAGUGUGUCUCUGCUCAGGUCUGCAAAUUUAUGGAUGACCAGGCGAUAUUGUUAUGGCAACAUUAUACAAGGAGACGAACAAGGACAUUGCAACCACCAGAUGCUCCAGCACCUCCAACAGCCCCAAAUUCCAACCAGCAUGGCCCUCCGCGACAACAGUCAUGAAAUUUCAAUUUUUUUUAAAUUGUAGCUCGCAAUAGUGAGUCCAAUUUAAAAACUUUAUAAAGAAUCUUCGGAGUAAGUUUAACAAUGUAUUAGAGGAAUGAGGUAGAUGUUAGUGGCUAUCAAGUUUUUAAAGAUGAGAAGAGGUAAGUAAGAUUUAAUAUUGUUUUUUUCUUUUUAAAACUUAAAUGUUGGUACUUUGUUAUGUCUGGAAUCAACAAAAAUUAUUUCUGUUCUUACGAGAUCCUAUACAAUCCAACUACAACUGUAUUGUAAAAAUUUGUGUAAGCUACAAAUAAUUGAAUAAAUUAUGUUUUAUAUUGUA